Ochlerotatus camptorhynchus is the source of this 913-nucleotide messenger RNA. Its product is annotated as 3-oxoacyl-[acyl-carrier-protein] reductase FabG-like. Lineage: Eukaryota; Metazoa; Arthropoda; Insecta; Diptera; Culicidae. The transcript has 2 exons. The record is from RefSeq and is a predicted model, not a curated record. Bases 30 to 800 code for a protein of 256 amino acids. Gene Ontology annotation, molecular function: oxidoreductase activity.
AAACAGUCAUAUCGCACAAGUCAAUCAGAAUGGAUUUCUCCGGUAAAGUAGUGCUCAUCACGGGAGCUAGUAGCGGAAUCGGUGCUGCUACUGCCAAAUACCUAACCGAAUUGGGCGCUACAGUGGCUAUGACCGGAAGAAAUGCGGAAAACCUCAACAAAUUUGGAGCAGAAUGCGAGGCUGUGGGAAAGCAGAAGCCAUUUCUUUUGGUAGCCGACGUGACCAAAACUGAGGAUAACAGUCGGGUGAUUGAAGAAACCAUCAAGAAAUUCGGUAAACUGGAUGUCCUGGUGAACAAUGCUGGUAAAGGGGCGGCCGGCAGCAUUGAAACUACCACUUUGGAACAAUACGACGAUAUUAUGCAAACCAACGUGAGAGCCGUCUAUCACCUGACGAUGCUGGCUGUGCCUCAUCUUAUCAAGAGUAAAGGCAAUAUUGUUAACGUAUCAAGCGUCGCCGGGACGAGAUCUUUCCCGAACGCUUUAGCCUACUGUGUUUCCAAGACCGCCCUGGAUCAAUUCACGCGGUGUGUUGCACUUGAUCUUGCGCCGAAGCAAGUCCGAGUAAAUUCGGUCAAUCCAGCGGUUAUUGUAACGGAUUUUCACCAUCGUGUGGGUAUGAAUGCCGCUGAUUAUGCAACAUAUUUGAAGCAAUGCGAACAAACCCACCCACUUGGUCGGGUGGGUCAAGCGUCGGAAGUCGCUGCUGCUAUAGCAUUCCUAGCCGCAGACACUGCCAGCUUCAUCACGGGAACGAACCUCUGUGUUGACGGGGGCAAGAACAUUUUGUGUCCACGAUAAAGCAAUCCUCAUAUCAAAUGCUAUGAGUAGCGUGAUUCAAAUUACAUUAAGAAACUCUUGGUUCCAGUUCUGGGUGUAUUUUAUAAAUAUUUGAAAUAAAUACUUUUUGCAAA